CUCCAAUCCAUCAAACUCCAAUUUCCCAUUAUAAGACAAUUUUACUUAUGUUAAUUGAUGAUCGUUCGUUGUCAGUGGCCUAACCAUUCUGUCUCUUUCCUCACACACACACACGCAAUGAAGCUCCAAGCUGCUUGUGAACUUCCCCAUACACGAAGAAAAUACAUACCCAAGUUUAUCCCCCUCAUCCUAGCCCUAACUUUUGUUUUCACAAUUCUUCCUCUCUACUUCCCUUUUUCCCACAACAAAUUUAAUUCCUUAACCUCGCUUAAUGUUGGAUCAUAUCAACAUCUCUCUCCUCCAAAACCAAACAAUCCGCUGCCUCGCCAUGAAAAAGUCCAUAGCUGGCGGCGCAGCCACGGACACGGCGGUGGAGGCGUGGCACAGGAACUGUCAACGAGUCCACCACCAAACUUGGACACGCCUGCUAACAAGACACAAGUUAGAAAGCCCGAAGAAGGGGAAAUCAAAAGCCCGGGAUCAGACUUGAUCAUCGCCGGUGGUAUUAAUUCAAAGUCUGAAGAAAUUACUAGUAAAAGGCAGCGGGCGGGCGACAGCGAUAUUGAAGUUAACAUGAUACGAUCAAACACGUCAGAGGGCAGCAAGAAAUGCGAUUUAUUCACUGGGGAAUGGGUGCCGAAUGCAGAGGGCCCGUAUUAUACAAACACGACUUGUGACGCGAUUCAGGAGCAUCAGAAUUGCAUGAAAUUCGGGAGGCCCGACACAGGGUUCUUGAAAUGGAGAUGGAAGCCGGAUGAGUGUGAGCUGCCCAUAUUUGAUCCGUACAAGUUCUUGGAACUGGUGAGGGGAAAAUCCUUGGCCUUUGUGGGUGACUCAGUCGCAAGAAACCACAUUCAGUCUUUGAUUUGUCUCUUGUCAAGAGUUGUCCGUCCUGUUGAUGUCUCAAAGCCAACAGAUGAAAACAGGCUCUACGAAUACACAGAUUACGACUUCAACAUUUCCAUCAUCUCCUCACCCUAUCUCAUCAGAACACAAAAAACCGACCCCAAUGAUUUCACGCGCCCUUUCAACCUAUUUCUCGACGAAUUCGACGAAACCUGGACCUCCAAAAUCCCAUCAUUCGAUUACAUUAUCAUCUCCGCCGGCCACUGGUUCUUCCGCCCCACCUAUUUCUACCUCAACCGCACCCUCGCCGGCUGCCUCUACUGCCCGGAGCCCAACGUCACCCACCUCGCCUCAUCUUUCAGCGCCCGAUGGGCCUUCCAGACGGCGUUCCGGGCAAUCAACGCCGCCGUAAAUUUCAACGGCGUCACGUUUCUGAGAACGUUCGCGCCGUCGCAUUUUGAGGGGGGGCCGUGGGACAAGGGCGGGGAUUGCGUGCGGACGAGGCCCUUUAAGAGGAAUGAAACCGCUUUGGAGGAUUACAGUCUGGAAAUGUAUUCGAUACAGUUGGAGGAGCUGAGAACUGCACAGGAAGCAGGGAGGAGAACCGGACGGAAAUUCAGACUGUUUGAUGCGACGAAGCCUAUGUUGUUGAGAGCGGAUGGGCAUCCGAGUAAAUACGGACAUUGGCCGGUGGCAAAUCGAAUAAUUCCUAACGACUGCGUGCACUGGUGUUUGCCUGGUCCAAUUGAUGCUUGGAAUGAUUUCUUGCAAGAGUUGUUGAAAAGAGAAGUGGGGAGUAAAAGUAAAUCAUUUACUUGAAUUUUUUUUUUCCUUGUUGUUUUAAAUUGGAAAUUAAACUUCAAAGUA
Molecule: messenger RNA, 1713 nt
Organism: Sesamum indicum (sesame)
Lineage: Eukaryota; Viridiplantae; Streptophyta; Magnoliopsida; Lamiales; Pedaliaceae
Product: protein trichome birefringence-like 19
Cellular component (GO): Golgi apparatus
Molecular function (GO): O-acetyltransferase activity
Source: RefSeq, a predicted model, not a curated record